This is a messenger RNA of Talaromyces stipitatus ATCC 10500, 423 nucleotides long. RefSeq lists its product as uncharacterized. The record is from RefSeq and is a predicted model, not a curated record. The transcript has 2 exons. Lineage: Eukaryota; Fungi; Ascomycota; Eurotiomycetes; Eurotiales; Trichocomaceae. The coding region runs from base 1 to 423 and encodes 140 amino acids.
AUGACAUUUUGGAAGAAUUGGGAGUCUUGGGAGAAGAUGGUGUUUGUAAAUACUCGUGUGUUCCAUGGUAAUCACCCGAUUCGCGACUUCAAAGUCACUCGCAAAGAACAUGUACUGACGACUAUCGCAACGAGACAGGCCGGCGUCAUUAUCACCGGCGGUUGGGUGGCAUGGAUGAACAGACGGAAACUCAAGCUGUACAAUCAAGCUUCCGCCGACGAAGUUAACCGACAGGCAAGAGUCUCAGGCAUCCCAUUCGGAGCUCGAGCGCUGGAAAGUGGUGUUCACAUCGACGGAAUUUACACACCUGGACGGUACAUCCCUCGCCAGGGGCUAUCACGACAGACAUCCGUCGUAUCUCCUGUUUCGAAUUCACCGCUGACUCCAUUGACUCCGACUGUGACUCGUGCAAGUUCAGUAUGA